This is a messenger RNA of Planococcus citri (citrus mealybug), 2802 nucleotides long. RefSeq lists its product as uncharacterized. The coding region runs from base 619 to 2499 and encodes 626 amino acids. Lineage: Eukaryota; Metazoa; Arthropoda; Insecta; Hemiptera; Pseudococcidae. The transcript is spliced from 2 exons. The record is from RefSeq and is a predicted model, not a curated record.
UUAAACAAAUAAUUUCAAUAUGAGAGUCAAGCUCACGAAUUUUUUUCUUGGAAUAAUUCCUUAUCCUGUCUUGCGAAAAAGGUGAGAUUUCUUGUUGACCUAGGCCAUUUCCAUAACCACGUUAUCAAUCAACAAACGCCGCAUUUCGUUGAAUAGACUGUGAAAAUUUGGCUUACACGAUUUUCCCAUAUAACCAAUGUUUAAUCGAUAAGAACCAGCAGCGCAUGGUACAAAUUAACCUACAUAAGGACUUUGAAUGCAGGAACUAGUUUCUGAUCCUUUGUUUCAGUUUCAGUAAUCGUUAUUUCGAUACAAUGUGGUUGAUAUGAGAAAUGUUUUUCAAGUAUUCUGGGCGGAAUGCUUAGAAGACGUCGUCGUUGAUCCUUGAUAAGAUGAUGGUGUGUUUGCAAUGGUAGUGUAUCGAUUUGAUGCAUUUUUAACCAAGAAGAAGGCCUGGCUAGUGGUACAUCAAAACGUCGUGCUCGCGUUUAUUUGAGUCUCGUGUUAGUUUACUAUAAUUUCGUGGUUCACUUUAUUUUUUGUGCAUUUUUUUUGGAAGAUUUGGCUGAAGAUUCAUUCAAUUUCGAAGUUCAUAGCUACUGUUCAUGAUCACUCAAGAUGUCCGUUAAUCAAACACUUAAAAGAAGCCGCAUUGUCGAUAGCAGCAACGAUCCUUAUGUUUAUCUUUACAAUGUACCAUACUUGGAAGAAAUAGUAGCAUAUGAAGUAGCUCGAAGAAUGUGGUGCAGUGGUUUGGAGACGUUCCAGCUUGACAAUGCGCAAGAUAGUUCUCGUCUAGACCGUUCUGUACAGCUGAUAAAGAACUUGAAUAUUCCUAUUUGCAUUAAAGAUGUACUCCAAAAUUACCUACGGGAAGUUGUCCGAAGUAUUAAACGAUGGGCAAAGCAUUUUUUAUUCUAUAUGAAAUUUCCCAAGACAUUUUCCAAAUAUCAUUAUGAUAUUCCUAGCAUCGAUCCAAACUGGUUGGUUUGGUCGAUGAAUGGUGAAAUCGACUGUCUAAAAACCGCCAAAAACAUGCUACAAGUCGACUGUUUGACAAAUGUGCACAAAUUUAUCAUUAUGAGCGCCUAUUGCAUGGAGGACGAAAUGAAUAAGUUUUCGUUGGAUUCGCUUCCGGCAGAUUUUUAUGCAAAUGUGCAUCGUUACAACGGCUGGGUGUUUCACUAUUGGAUUUGUUACCUUAGAAAUGAACCGGGUGAAGAGCUACAUCGUUACCGAGCCAUGGCAGAGAAUUUCAAUAUUCGUGAUCGGUUCAUCAACGAAUACUUUUGGAGCCUUUUAGAUACCGAUGAUCAGGUAGCUGUUGCCAUACAUUUGAUUUCUCUAGCUUACCGAAGCAAAGAGAAACAGAAAUAUGACCGAUAUUACGCCACCUGCACUCGCCUAUUUUUUGGGCAAAUAAUUGCUAAAAUGACUCGCUAUCAGCGACAACGCUUAGUUGAGGCUAAUAUGGGAAUAUAUUUUUCCCUCGUGUACUCCAAUUCUUCACGACAUCUACUUCCCAUUUGGAGACGUUCUAAAAAUGACGUUACAGAGAGAAAGUUUUCUAUAAUUAUCGGCGAGCUAUUGUUUCGUAGUAAACAUAAUCCUGUAUUGAUAUCUUCAUUGACUGAGAUUUGGGAUACUGCUUCUGAUUCCCAGAGAAAUUACCUAAUUCACGACCAAUUAGUACAGUUGUGCUCAUACAUUGAUUUUUGUCUUCGCAGCGGCCCCAACCUUCUAGAAUUUGUGAGAAAAUUACUUCAUCAUUUCCCUUCAAAUGAGAGAAAAGGGCUGAUUUUCAAGGUAGCUGAAAGGCCUCGUUUUCACGAAUGUAGUUCCGAAUCGUUCAACUAUUUAGUGAACUCAUUUUUGCCCAACUUCGAGGACCAAUUGGCGCUGAAAGAAUUCGUAAUGCAGUCUGGCCAUUUCAAAGAAUAUUUAUAUCGUUUGUUAAUCCGUGAUCAAGAGUAUGAAAAAUUCAUUGAAAAAAUAACAUUUUUUUGUUCCGAUGAUGCAAGCGCUGUCCAAGUAUUCAAAGAAAAGUUGCUGAAAGAAAUAGUAAUACCACACUCUAGUGACGUUAGUCUCCUUACCAACAUCAGUAAAUGGAAAAAAUUCAGCGAAUUUAUCGACGAAACUUUUGAAAACGAUCUUACCUCAAGACUGGUGGUGAAGAAAGGGUUCAUAUCGGAGAUAAUAUGGGCCUCUGUCAAAAACUUAAAAAUUUUUGAACCCCGUCGUCAUGAUGAACUCGUUGAUUACGUGAAAGUUCUUGAAAUGGUAUUUGUAGACGAAGAGUUGAAAAAAGUGGAACCUUCGUGCAGCUCCUUGUGCUCUGUCAUGGGUAUGAAGGUAACUAUCCUUAUUAUGGAAUAUUUUAAUCAAAACUAUGCCGAAAAGUGUUCGAAGGACGAUAUCGAGAACUAUAGGCGUAAAUGCAGACAGCUACGACGAUGGUGCAAGAGCAUGAUGUCUAUAGAAAAUUAUUUCACAUAAAAAUGUUUAAAAGAACUCAAAAACUGGUCAAGGAAUAUGAAAAUAAUCAACAUUGAUCGGUAUUUCACUAUUUCUGGUAUUCUUUUUUUUAAAUUUUCAAUUUUUCAAAAUCGAUGAAGUCAUUUUUGCUUGUGAAUAUGACUUGAAGCUAAUUUAAGACGUUGAUUUGCUACAGCAGUUAGGUAUACCUAAUUCAUCACGUUUUUAAAAAUUUGCCAAUAAUUUUAAUUCAAUUUACCUUUCCAUGUAAUUAUACUUGUUCAAUUGUUAGAUAUUAAAAAGGGAUUAAAUAAAUUUUUUUAC